AUGGAAAGAUCUUCAACUGGAAGUAGAAAUCAUCCCAAUGAAUCACUUCUCAACCUCACCCUUGACGAUAAGCUAAUAUCCAUGAAACCUCUCAACAAAAACACCUUCCACGCAAUAAUCAGAGCAGUGUGGUGUUUUGUGAUUGGCCUCAUUGUUGAAGAUAUAGAUACCAACAUGUUUAUGUUCACAUUUCCCAAGCAGCAAGACAAAGAUAGGAUUCUGGCUAACAGUCCAUGGAAUUUCAAAGGAUUCCAUAUGGUUCUAAGUCACUGUCCCCCCGAACUUAGCAUUAAUGAAAUUGCUUUGAACUUUUCUGUGUUCUGGAUCCAAAUCCAUGGGCUACCAAUGGAUAUGCCCACAAAUAAGAAUGCAGAGAGGAUAGGCCAAGUCUUUGGAAACCUAAUAAAAUCUGAUAGAGCCUCCAUUUUCGGGGUGACCUUGAGAAGAUAUUUGCGGCUCAAAGUGGAACUGAAAGUCGAGCAGCCACUAUUAGAAGGUUUUGAGUUAGCCAGACCAAAUGGAGAAGUGAGAAAGAUCUUGAUACAAUACGAAAGAUUAUCUGACUUCUGUUAUGGAUGUGGAAGACUUGGCCAUAUAGUGCAAACGUGCCCAAUCUAUAUGUUUCCUCCAGAUUUCUCAAAGUAUGGACCAUGGAUGCGGGUGGAGAACACCUCAGUCAGGCGAAAUGAUUAG
Messenger RNA from Juglans regia (Persian walnut), 693 nucleotides. RefSeq lists its product as uncharacterized. The coding region runs from base 1 to 693 and encodes 230 amino acids. The record is from RefSeq and is a predicted model, not a curated record. NCBI's taxonomy places the organism in Eukaryota, Viridiplantae, Streptophyta, Magnoliopsida, Fagales, Juglandaceae. Gene Ontology annotation, molecular function: nucleic acid binding; zinc ion binding. The transcript has a single exon.